Trichosporon asahii var. asahii CBS 2479 is the source of this 789-nucleotide messenger RNA. Its product is annotated as phospholipid metabolism-related protein. Gene Ontology annotation, biological process: phospholipid metabolic process. Gene Ontology annotation, molecular function: phosphatidate phosphatase activity. The transcript is spliced from 4 exons. The coding region runs from base 1 to 789 and encodes 262 amino acids. The record is from RefSeq and is a predicted model, not a curated record. NCBI's taxonomy places the organism in Eukaryota, Fungi, Basidiomycota, Tremellomycetes, Trichosporonales, Trichosporonaceae.
AUGUCUCUCUGGAACAACACGGUGGGAGCUUGCUUCCCCGCCGCUCCUCAAGGCGAUCCUACUCUCCCUGUCACCGCCUACGAGGGCGAGCGUCGUGUUUCCAAUGGACAUCGCGACAAGCGCCCGUUCACCUUCCGCCGCCUCAUCAAGUCGUACUGGUCCGACUGGGCUCUCAUCGGCCUUCUCUGUUCACUCAUCGUCAUCUCGCUCUUCGUUCCCUUGGGGGCUCUUCUGAUUCUCUCGCUCAUCGUCGCCCGCAAUGCGUGGGACAUCCACAACUCGCUCGUCGGCUGCACUAUCUCGUGGCUCAUGGCUGGUGUCGUCACCAACAUCAUCAAGAUGGCUGUUGGCCGUCCCCGCCCCGAUCUGAUCGACCGAUGCCAGCCCAAGGCCGGCGCGCAUGACCGUCCCGUGUACGGCCUCUCCAACUUCACGAUCUGCACGCAGACCGACUGGCACAGGCUUAACGACGGUUUCAAGGACGUUCUUGUCGGAUCCCUCCUCGGCUACCUCGUGGCCUUCAUCACGUACCGCGCGUACUACCCUCGCACACCCCGUGUGCCACCUCCCGCUCCUGCCCAGCUCGAGCGAGGACGACGCCGACGACGACUACGGCACGGAUCUCUCGAACGGCGUCCGCCUCCUCAACGACGAGGGCGUCCCCCGCCAGAGCGAGGACACUGCCGGCUGGCAGAACCACUCGUAGUCCCUGUCGUCGCCCUUGUCUUGUACGAAGUACCUAACGCAGUACCAGCCGAGCUCGAUACCAAACAGGAAAGAUACGCAUAG